Messenger RNA from Loa loa (African eye worm), 1272 nucleotides. RefSeq lists its product as hypothetical. Lineage: Eukaryota; Metazoa; Nematoda; Chromadorea; Rhabditida; Onchocercidae. The record is from RefSeq and is a predicted model, not a curated record. The transcript is spliced from 8 exons. The coding region runs from base 1 to 1272 and encodes 423 amino acids.
AUGAAUGCACCUGAUGAUGAUUUAUUGGAUACAUCGGAUUUUUAUUUAUUUGUCAAAACAAACAGUAAAUUAUUUCCACCACAAAUUCAACCAGGACCAUCGGAUCCAACAAAAGGUACAAAAUUUAUUCUUGCUGGUAAUACAACAACAAAAUCACAAUGUGCAGUACUUAUUAGUGCACCGAUUGCUUGUCAACGAGCUCCUGGAUCAUUACAAUUCAAAUAUUGGCUAUACAAUGAAGCAAAAAUUGAAGUAUUAAUUUUAAAGCUUUCUACACGACGGAAUCGUCUUCGGAUUAUUCUACGACCGCAUACCGAAUGCUACUUCAUUCGUGCCUUUAAUGAUCGUUGCAAAGUUGAAAUACCGGAAAUUACUGAACCAUUUCGAAUUGGUAUUCGUGCCCAUGGUUUAAAAGAUUCAGCAUUGGGUAGUCUCGUGAUGAUAACUGAUAUUGAAUAUAAAGCUGAAAUAUGUUUGGAACCUAAAUUAUCAAAAAUCUUUGGAGCUCAAACAAUUCCACCAUCAUUUGUCACAUCAUAUCCAAUUACUGCUGCUGAACUUUCUUGUAUCGAUUACAAUACAACUUGUCGUUGGUCCAACAGUCUUUCAUCAUUAGCUGAAUGGAAGAUUGGAUGGAAUCGUCAACGAUGGAAGGAAAUUUUUGAAACAGAAAGUAAACCAACUGGAAGCUUCUUCUAUCAAUAUGUCGAUUCAAUCACCCAAAAACCCUAUUCAUUACUGCAAUCGGAACUUGUUCCAUGCACAAGUACUGUAACAACUUUUGCCUUUAGAUAUUGGUUGCAAGCAGGUACACAAGUUCAAGUUUGUACAGUUACUGCAUCAAAUGUUAUAAUCAGUUGUGUAUACCUAAAUGAAAUAGCUAUGCCUGGACCAAUUAGCAUUGAUAUUGAUGUACCAACUGAGGAACCAUUUCGGUUCGUAUUUGAAUUGAUCAAUUUUGAUCAUUCAACAUUUGGUCUUGUUGUUAUUGAUGAUAUGCAAUUUAUUGGUUUAUUAUGCCAUGAAAUAACGAUACCACCCACUACAACAAUUGAUCCGUUACAAAUCAAGCAACUUUUCGCACUACAACCAUAUCCAAAUUUGCUAAUUGAUAGUAUACCAACAUUAAAUUGUGAUUUUAAUCGGAAUACAUGUCCUCAAUGGGAAAAUGAUGGACAUUGGUUACUUGGAACGAUUCCAUAUGAUGAUUCAAUGAUGUCAUCGUCGUCAAUAAAAGGCACAAAUUUUUAUCGAAAUUUUUUAAAUUUUUAA